GAGUACGAUUAAAAUUUUCAAUAGCCAAAACCCUAAUUGCUCGGUUCUCGUCGCUUUAAAUAGACCUCGACAAGGUUAGGGCCGGCUGAGGAUCGAUCGAGGAGGUUCUUCACGCAAGUCGGCGAUGGGUAUCGAUCUUAUUGCUGGCGGCCGGAGCAAGAAGGUAAGGCGUACCGCCCCCAAGUCCGACGAUGUCUACCUCAAGCUCCUCGUCAGGCUAUACAAGUUUCUGGUGCGGAGGACCGGGAGCAAAUUCAACGCGAUAAUACUGAAGAGGCUUUUCAUGAGCAAGACCAAUCGACCGCCGAUCUCCCUUAGGAGGCUUAUCAAAUUCAUGGACGGACAGGAUAACAAGAUAGCCGUGAUCGUUGGCACGGUGACGGAUGAUAAGAGAGUGUAUGAGGUGCCGGCUUUGAAGGUGACAGCUUUGAGGUUCACGGAGACUGCUAGGGCGAGGAUACUUAAAGCAGGAGGAGAGUGCCUGACAUUUGACCAACUCGCCCUCCGAUCUCCCCUUGGGCAGAACACAAUUGUCUUGAGAGGGCCAAAGAAUGCUAGAGAAGCUGUUAAGCACUUCGGCAAAGCGCCUGGCGUGCCACACAGCCACACAAAGCCUUAUGUUCGAGCCAAGGGGCGGAAGUUUGAGAAGGCCAGAGGAAGAAGAAAGAGCAGAGGUUUCAAGGUGUAACCUUCCCUGAUCAGCAAACAGACCAUUAUCAUUUAUCUUACAUCAUUCGGAAUGUUACAAUAUCGCUAUGCAAGGUGCUGUGGGAACUAUAAUUUCUAGUGUUUUCUUUGAAAUCCAUGAUGCUUUUGUUUGCUAGUUUUGAAUUAAGACAAGAGGGCAGACACUCGUCACUGAGGAAUUCUAGUUAAUAUUAAUUGAACUUUUGAAAGUUAAGAAA
Molecule: messenger RNA, 905 nt
Organism: Zingiber officinale
Lineage: Eukaryota; Viridiplantae; Streptophyta; Magnoliopsida; Zingiberales; Zingiberaceae
Product: 60S ribosomal protein L18-2-like
Exons: 5
Coding region: 125-688 (187 amino acids)
Biological process (GO): translation
Cellular component (GO): cytosolic large ribosomal subunit; ribosome
Molecular function (GO): structural constituent of ribosome; RNA binding
Source: RefSeq, a predicted model, not a curated record